Aplosporella prunicola CBS 121167 is the source of this 585-nucleotide messenger RNA. RefSeq lists its product as uncharacterized. The transcript has a single exon. Lineage: Eukaryota; Fungi; Ascomycota; Dothideomycetes; Botryosphaeriales; Aplosporellaceae. The record is from RefSeq and is a predicted model, not a curated record. The coding region runs from base 252 to 545 and encodes 97 amino acids.
CUUUUUAGAUAUUAUUUCACCUUACAUCUCUUUACUUAUUUAUAGUCAUAUAGUGCCUACUAAUCGUAGCGUGAUAGUCUAUUAUAACUACCUAAGAAGUAUUCUAUAGGUAUUACAGUUUUCUCUUAAUAUAUAGUUGAGGUGGGCAAAUUAUCAAUAUCCAGGGCCUUACGCGAAGACAAAUCAAACACGAUGUAAAACAUUCGCUUUGCAAGACUAUACGUAUAUAUGUCAAUUGCGUGUAUAUACACAUGUACUGUGUACAGAUUCAUAACAGCAUAACCCUCCUCUACAUACAUAUCUACAGAUGCAUUCCCAUUCACCUCUAUCUCCUACCACCCACCCACCCCCGCUCGCUCCUUCCCGAUCCCACCCCGCCGUCUCCCAUCUACGUCCACCCAUCCAUCAAUGAGCCAGGCAGCGAGCGCGCCUCACCGCCAACCCGGGUAUACACGUGCGCACAACGGCACGGCGGAGAGCUAGAAACAGACAAAAAAAAAAAGGGAAGGCUUGGAUACAGAGAAAAAAAAAAUCAAGGGGGAUAAAAGAGUAAAAGACCAAAGAUGCAACCACCACGCUACAAAG